AUGGCACCCCAAUUUAAGACUUCAAUCUUUAAGAAGAUUGGAAGGCCUGUAGUAUUCUCUUUUGCUGUCUUCAUUGUCGUUUUCAUUCUGUUCACUUCUUCUUCUUCUGCUAAUGCUCCAAGGGUUGAUAGAAGUCUUACCAGAACUACACAGGAACAAGAAGCAGAGGCCCUUCUCAAAUGGAAAGACAGCCUUGAUAAUCAAAAUCAUUCCUUUCUCUCCUCAUGGAAGCUGCUUCCUCAGAGCUCAACACCACCACUCACUAAUUCUUCCAAAAACUUUGGAAGAAAAGGUAGCAACAGCACUUGUGAGUGGGUCGGAAUCACUUGUGAUGAGUUUGGAAGUGUCAUUCAUAUAAACCUUAAUGGUAGUAGUCUGAGAGGUACGCUCCAAAGUUUCAGUUUCGCAUCUUUUCCAAACUUAUUGUCCUUUGUGCUAUACAACAACUCACUUUAUGGAAGUAUCCCGUCCCACAUCGGUAACCUUUCGAGACUCACCAACCUUGACUUGCAUAUGAACCUUCUUUCUGGAUACAUUCCAUCUGAAAUAGGCCUUCUAACAAGCCUAAGAUACCUUUAUUUGGAUUGGAAUUACUUAAAUGGCUCUAUUCCACAGGAAAUAGGUAUGUUCAAUUCUCUUCAGACACUUCGUGCUUCAAAUAAUAGUCUUUCAGGUUCAAUCCCUGCAUCGGUUGGAAACUUGAGUAAGUUGCUCAUUCUAGAUCUUCGUAAUAACAGAAUUUCUGGAUCCAUCCCUUACGAGAUCGGUAAACUUAAAUCUCUCACCGAGCUUUGCUUGCUAAAAAACCAUCUCACCGGCUCAAUCCCUCCAUCUAUUGGAAACAUGAGCGAGUUGAUCCAUCUGUAUCUUCAUUUAAACAACAUUUCGGGAUCCAUUCCUCAUGAAAUAGGACAUCUCAAAUCUCUCAGAGGACUCAGUCUGAUGUCCAACUAUCUCAGUGGCUCAAUCCCAGCAUCCAUUGGAGAACUCAAAUCACUCAGGGACUUAAGUUUGUUCAACAAUAACAUUGUGGGUUCUAUUCCUCUAGAAAUGAACAAUCUAACAGAUCUAUAA
This is a messenger RNA of Ziziphus jujuba (common jujube), 1074 nucleotides long. Its product is annotated as probable leucine-rich repeat receptor-like protein kinase At1g35710. Bases 1 to 1074 code for a protein of 357 amino acids. The record is from RefSeq and is a predicted model, not a curated record. Gene Ontology annotation, molecular function: protein binding. NCBI's taxonomy places the organism in Eukaryota, Viridiplantae, Streptophyta, Magnoliopsida, Rosales, Rhamnaceae. The transcript has a single exon.